AUGGACCUGGAGCCUUGCUUCAGUGAAUUGCCAGAUCCUCUCUCUGUCCUUGGCCCCCCACUAUCUGGUUUCCCUCAACACAAAAACUCCUCGUACAUCAAUUUAGAUGCUCCAGUGAACCAUUAUCCAGCAGGACCCAACAACAACCUCCUUAGCAACAUGGGACUUAAGUACUGUUCCACCAGCAAUGUACAUCCAUAUAAACAAUCAGACUCUCAGUCCAGCUACCAGGCUGGGCAACUGCCACAGAGCUGCAUCAACUCGGGGAGUAAUCGACUAUACCGAAGCCUGGAAAAUCUGCAUUGGAAUGCAGACCCUGGUAUGUACACCUACAGAAGCAUGGAGAGUGAAUUUGUUCUUCACUGUACCGCUAGCAGUCAGUGGUAUGAUGGAACUUCUCAGGGAUCACAGGUCUACACAAUGAUGCACUCCCCUGAGAAGAUGGCUUUCUGUCCUCAUCAGGGACUAUUAAGGAAGGACUUGCCACUCUUUCCCCAGUGGAUUUUUCCUGCUGUGGAGGACUGGACUAUCAAUGGAAAUGCCCGGAAAGGCUUAAGAGACAAACUUCGCCUUCAGAGCACUCGUGUGGCUGAACCUAACAAACCCCUUCGCCCUCAGCCUUCGCCAAGUAACACUCUUCUUUCAACAAAUUCUUUCAGCGAUCAUGAAAUCGCAUCACAUUUUGGUCAUCUCUCUUCUCCAGGACAGGUAAAUGGCAAGAAAGAGUUGUAUGCUCAUCAUAUAACAAGCCCGGAAGAAAUCAAGCAGGAGGUACUGCGGCGGCUACAGCUUCACAGACAGAGAAGCACUCCUAACCUGGCACUCAUUUCUAGCCAGGAAGCAAAUUUUAGCAAGUCACACACCUCUGAGCAUAUUAGCAACAAUACCCAGUCUGCUCUUGAGAGAAAAAGACCUCCGAUGAGUCGCUUGCAUAUCCCAACAUUUGAAGAGUUCAAAAGGAUGAGGCAGAAAGAGAGUGCUGAAGGCCUAUGUUCUUCAACAGCUUCAUCUAGUGGAGUAGCCAGAAAGAAAGGCCAAUGCACAGAGGGAAACUGUGGAGAGAAUGUUCAAGACAGAUUACAUGCUGAGGCUAAAGCAUUUACAGAAGUCUGGCAAAACUGUAGCACUACUGAUGAAGAGUUGAUUAAGGGCAGGUCCCCUGAAGAAGCUCCGGAUGGGCCAAUCUGCACAGGACCUGCACCUCGCUCUCCUCUGCAACCCCAGAGUAACACUGCAGGAAAAGAACAUGCUGAAAAAGGAGGAGACUUUGGAAGUAUGAAUCCAGCUGAUUCAUCUGUGGUCCCUUUCCCCCCCAACAGGGAGACUGCUGAAGGGGCAUCAACCUGCUGUCCUUCCCUACUCUUGGAUGGGAAAGAUCUCUCUAGUUAUGGAGCUAAGAUCUAUAAGAUGAAGGCUGACCUCCUUGGAACAGCCCUGGACCUCUUAAAGAAGAGCUGCAGUGCAGAGAUCAACGGCAAAGCCCCCGUCAGGCUGUCACAUGACCAGCACGACGGUACUGACAUCACCACUCCCCAGCCUGGGUGUCAAUCUGCCUGCGUUGCCAUGACAACGCCGGCCUGCAGACAGGAGGCUUGCAGUGAAGCUACUGGACGAGAAGAGGCAAGAGAAUGCAAGCUCUUUGGGUCGGGAUGCAGGCGCUCCAGCUCAGACGCAACCUAUGAGCCGGCUGGAUCGGUGAGGGCGCAGCGGGAGUGUCGCCUGCGCCCUCACUACAGUGACCCAAUGCCUACCGAUGCUGCAAAACGUAAGCAGCUGGAGAUGAAGAUUGCUGCAGCUGCACGUCUCCACAGUCAGCGCAGGGACAGAGAUAAUGGUAUGCGCACAGUUAGGGGCCACUCUGAGCCUAGAGGAGAAGGUCGGAAUGGACGUCUGGGAGUGAAUCGUGUGUGUCAGCACCGCUGGAGCACAGUGAGCAGUGUGAGUGCAGACAGUGGCGUGGUGGGGCUGAGCGAUGAGCGUGAGGAUGAGGAGGAGCCACGCAGGACUGGCUGCAGUGUCGGUUCUGAAGUGGAGCGAGUAGAUAGUGGUAUCGGGUCUGGACUGGCACCAGCCUGGAAGAGACCCUCAGAAUCAUUUAAAACAUGGGAGGCCCAGCGGCCAUGCCCAGACUGCGGUCAUCGAGACACCACUCGCGAAGAGGGAAUGUGUGAGCGAUGCUCAAAGUUACGGACCGAGCGCAAGGAGGCUAUUCUGGAGUUCCUAAACACAGAGACGAGCUAUGGCGAGGAUUUGCGAAUCAUCAAGGAAGAGUUCUUCUUCCCCAUGCAGAGUGCAGGACUGCUCACAGCUGAACAGUUGACUGUGGUCUUCAGCAACGUUCAGGAGCUGAUCGAUGUGAAUGACAGAUUCACUGAGCAUCUGCAGGACAACAUUGACCAAGCACUCGAUCAGGGUGAUGAAGAUCUGCUCACUGUAUGCAUUGGAGAAAUCUUCUUGGAGUUUGUCAACAUGCUACCAGCCUUUCAAACCUACUGCUUGCAGCAAUCAACAUCUGUCAACAUGCUUAACACACUGGAAAAGGAAAAAGAGUUACUUAGGAUUUUCCUCGACGUAUCCCAGAAUGACAAUACGGCCUUGCGGCGCAUGAAUCUGCGUUCCUUCCUCAUGGCUCCACUGCAGCGUGUGACCAAGUAUCCCUUGCUGUUGAGCCGCAUCAUCAAGGCCACUAACGAAUACCACCCUGAUUACGAGCGUCUGAAGGAGGCCAAAAGUCGCGUGGAGUCUCACCUGGAACACAUCAACAUGAAGAGCAAACAGGAGGGCACAGCCACGUGGUCCCUGCGUUCCUUCCGGCGCGAGAGCCGCAAGAACCGUGAAGUCAUUAACAUUGAGAUGAGAGAGACAUCCAUGAAGCUUGUAGGCUGGGCUCGUGAAAGUACGCGCUUCAUCAUGGAGGGUCCGCUACAGAUCUCACAGCCUGCUGAUGGCCAGUGGGUGAAAAAAGGCAGCAAGUCUCUCAAGUUUCAGAAUGUUCAAAGCCUGCUGAUGGUGCGCACGGCAGAUGGAGGGGUACGUUCAGACCAAACAGAGACCCUAGAGACUGUGCAGGAUGGCGUGCUUGUACUGAUUAAAGACAAAAGUAGUGGCAAGUUCGCUGUAUUACGUGAGCCCAUUCAUCUGGCGAACUGUGUGAUUUCAACCGACCCGGACUGCGAUGACACGUUCGAGGUGCUGGACAUCCGACGCGAAGCAUUUGUUUUACGCGCCUCUGACAAAUCACGCACACAGCAGUGGUUUCGUCUGAUUAAGAGGUACGCGUGUGAUCUGGGGUUCUGGAGAAAAAGACGCAACGCACUCCCUAAUAUUAUGAUCAACACAUCGCAGAGCCGCAUUUAAGACUUAUUUACGCAAAUUAAAUCUGGGGAAAAUCACUUAAAAAUAUUUAAAUGACAGUAUUACAUUAUGGGAAACAAACGUGAUGAUUUGGCCAGAAAAGUGCACUAUCUAUAGGCUAACGCUGACAUUCAAAAAAAUAAAUAAAUAAAAUUAAGUUUUGGUGGACCAAAAUCAGAACGUGGUUUGGAACAACACAGGCUACAGAUUGCGUAAUUUGCUAUUGACGCAAAUGUUUUCAGUAAUUAUUUGUAACAGCAUGAGUGGGAAUAUUUGUUUAAAAAAAUAUAUAUUACGAAAGAAAAUGAUCAUUAGAAAUCCUUUUUAACAAAGACGCACAAAAAGUGACAACUAGUGUAAUGUGUGAAGACUGAGCCAGAUUCCUUGUGCUUUUUCUUUUUAUUAUGAUGUGUCACAGCUCUCUUCCUCUCUUUUCAUUAUUCUGGAAAAAUGUCAAAAUGUUCCAUCCCAACUACCAGUGAAUCGUUCAAGACAAUUUGUGUCACUGUAGUUUCAUCAUAAGCUACAGUAUAAUGAGCUGCUCAUGACAUUUGAAUCCUAAAAUAUCCACUCUCAAAAAUGAUUCUGGCCCUGGGUAGCUUUUACAUAUUGAUAUUAUGUCUAUUUUACUAAAAUAAAUUAAGUUCGUAAUGUUCUUAAUUCUAUUUAAUUAGUUCAACCUAAACAUCCAUUUUUUACCAUUAUAUGUUUUUGUUUAACUUGAAACUCUGCCCUUAAUUUAAAAAUGUUGAUACAUGAAUCAUUGUGCAUAUACCUGCAUUAUUAUCACUGUGCGGGGGGAAGAAAGCAGCAAUAAUUAACAAGCAUAUUGUAGCUACUGUAAUGCUGGUUUUAAUUUACCAUAAUACUUACAGAAACAAUGUAGUAAGAUCAAGUUAUAACAACAUUUGUUUCAUUUACAAAUAGUCCUAUAUAAAUCAAUGAUUGAUUCACUAAUUGCUGUUGUGACACUGAAGGUAGUGAUGAAACUGCAUCUGGUCAUGAGAUAGUAGCAGUAACUUUAAAUACUGGAGUGUCAGUAAGAGAUCUUCCAAAACCAAGUAAUGUCAAUCAUCUGUUAAUUGAUAAGAAUGAAAACCGCGUGCCUUUCAUUUGAUUGCCUAUUGACACAGCAGAGCCAGUGUCCCCUGCUCCAAAACGUAUUGUUCUCGAAAUGUCUCCCACCAUCGUUGUCAAGCUGUUUAAAAGCCUUAUUUAAUGUUUAUCGCACUUUAGUCUAUGAUGUUUUUUUUUUUUUUAGUAAAAGCUUUAAUUUUUCAAAGCUUUACAAGAAAGCUGAUGGUUGUCUUGAGCAAUAUCCUUCAACCAAAUUAUCUAAUAUGGCAUUUUUCAAAUUGUGUUUCAAUGCUAAAUAUAAUUUAUAUUUUAACCAUGUAUCACCAGUUACAUUUAUCUUAUGUGUGCAUAAUGAGACAUAAUUCAGAUUAAAUUGUAAAAAAAAAAAUUCAAGUGCAUUUUUUUGUAUCAAUUUUUUUGAUUCUACAAUAUUAAAAAAGUAAUAGCAGUUCUUAGAUCUGCAGGAACACUUUCUCAUUAUCACAAAGUAAACUACAGAGAUUGUUGCAUGUGAAAAUCCCAGAUCAGCAUUUCCUGAAAUUCUAAAACCAGCCCGUCUGGCAGCAACAACCAUCAGAGAUCUUUUGCCAGUCUGAUGUUUAAUGUGAAUAUUAACUGACAUGUACCUGCAUGAGUUUAUGCAAAAUGAUCAGCUGAUUUGAUAACUGUAAAUGAGCAGAUAUACAAGUGUUCUUAUUAAAUUGGACAGUGUGUAUAUGUUCACUAGUUACAGUAUUUAAAACCUUUUUUACUGACUACUGUGCAUGUAAAAGAGAUUAUCUACUGGUAAUUUGCACAGGAAAAAAAAUGAUCUGGUUAAUAUAUUUCAUUUGCUAAAUAUUGCUGUAGAUCCCCAGCCUCCAACCUGCAUUAAAGGUGAACACAACUAGGAAGGCAGCUAUGUGAGUCAUUCAGUCAAAAGUCACUUUUUCUAAACCAGGCACGUUCCAAGUCCUGCCCACAGCACUUGAUUGACAUGUCUAUUUUAGCAAAUAUGGCAACGUGUACAGGAUUACAAAAGGUGUUUUUUGUCUGAUGUGUACCAGAGGAAGAGAAUAUUGCAAUUGUUACUGCAAUAUUGCCUGAUCACAGCAGUUUAGACAUUAAAAAUAAACCGUCCAAGACUGCAGUUUCAUUGUGGUAACUAUUACACAUUGCAGUGCAGAAAAGCACAAGUGUGAAGAAAUGUUUGGCAAUUAAAUUAGAAUUGUGUCUCUUUUUAUGCACUUGUAAGGCAAAUCAAAUGACAAACAUUGUUUAUCAAGUCCACACAACAUUGUGUAGGAUAUGUAUGGGUUAGCAUUGGCACUGAUAGAUAUGAAGUGUUAAUAUAGGUCUGUGAAGGUUGAAUUUCAUUUUCAUUACAAAAAUGAAUCAACAGCACAACAAGCACUGCAGCUUCUACUGUAUUUUACUCAUCAGAAGAGUUUGAACUCAGCACAUAUACAGUCACUCUUUUACCUGAGACCAGACAUGCUGUUAAUUUCUUUAUUUACAAAACCUAAGUUAUCCACAUGUAAAAACUGGUGAACUAUAUUAAAUACAAAUGAACAAAAACAA
Molecule: messenger RNA, 5991 nt
Organism: Clarias gariepinus (North African catfish)
Lineage: Eukaryota; Metazoa; Chordata; Actinopteri; Siluriformes; Clariidae
Gene: arhgef49
Exons: 6
Coding region: 1-3357 (1118 amino acids)
Biological process (GO): positive regulation of Rho protein signal transduction
Molecular function (GO): guanyl-nucleotide exchange factor activity
Source: RefSeq, a predicted model, not a curated record